AGGGAUAGCCGUUAAAGGCGCGUCCAGUUGCCACUCUCUCAGUGCAUUCAUACAGAUUGCCAGUCAGUGGGGUGAACCUGUGCAUUGGCUUUGGUUUCUUACGGACUUUGUCGUAAACCAGCUGCUGCAUCUACGUCGAAAUGGCUGAUCAGUUGACCGAGGAGCAAAUUGCCGAGUUCAAGGAGGCAUUUUCACUUUUUGAUAAGGAUGGCGAUGGCACCAUUACCACCAAAGAACUGGGCACUGUGAUGCGCUCUCUGGGCCAAAACCCCACAGAGGCAGAGCUGCAGGACAUGAUAAAUGAAGUGGAUGCCGAUGGAAAUGGAACGAUAGACUUCCCAGAGUUCUUGACCAUGAUGGCCCGCAAGAUGAAGGAUACGGACAGCGAGGAGGAGAUCAGAGAAGCAUUCCGUGUCUUCGACAAGGAUGGCAAUGGGUACAUCAGUGCUGCUGAGCUGCGCCAUGUGAUGACAAACCUGGGGGAGAAGCUGACUGACGAAGAGGUUGAUGAGAUGAUCAGAGAAGCAGACAUUGAUGGAGAUGGACAGGUCAACUAUGAAGAGUUCGUACAAAUGAUGACGGCGAAGUGAAGGCCUUGUACAGAUUUCUUAUAUAAAUAAUUUGCCUUUUUCUUUGUGUAAUUUAUCUGUAAAAUCUUAAUAGCCCCUCCUUCGUCCCCGCCCCCUCUGCUGUCCAAAGGAACUGCAUGUAAACUGCAUAGGCUCUUGUCCCCAUGUCCCUUUUCUUUUGCUGUCAUGGUGUUUUGGAGUGACGGAGCGGUCAUACAACCAGAUGCCCGUGGAGGCCCCUGUGGGCCGGAGAACUUCGAAUCUUCCUUUCUUGAGGGCUCGGGCCCCUCCACGCAUGGCGACAUUGGAAACCUGUCAGCUGGUUGUCACUUGGCAACGUUGUUGACAUGGAAACAAUGUAGAGGAGUUAACUCUGCAUGGACUAGUACGGACAAAGUAUAUAUGGAAAAUCUCUCAGCAUUGCACUACUGCAAAAAAAUGACACGGGUGUAUCUCCUAGGUACUCGUACAAACUCUUUUUGUAUCUGCUGUUCUAUAUACCAGAAAACGACUAAUCUUAUGCUUUUUAAUGUUUUACUCACUACUUUUACUUUUCUUUACUUUUUUUUUAUGGCCUCUGGUCAUGCCUCAAAUAAUCCAUUCCAAGUUGUAUAUUUUUGUUUUCCAAUAAAAUUUACAAUCUACCCAGAUUUGAAAAUUGUCUUGUUUUCUCAGUUAGAAUGGAUCCUUGAGUUUGUAUACGCUGUAAUAAUUCCCAUUUUUGUAUUAAGGGCAGGAUGCUCCUUUUUUGAUAUAGGAUCUUAUUUUCUUUUGUUGCUUAGAAUACAUAUGAAACGAUGUUUACCAUUUAUUUUAAAAGUGUCCCCUGUUAAUGCCCCCGAAGCACUGAGAGGAGCAUCAGCCAAUGCCUCUUAAUGUUCAGAUAAGUUCAGAUCAAAUCUGUAUUGUCAUUAAAAUAAUUUAAAGCACUGAGUGGGAUCAAAGGCUUCUAUUUUGAAGUGCACACAAUGGUACUCGACAUUAGAUUAGCCAUGUACUGUCCAGCCCCCCUACUGACUAGAUAGGCGUGUGUGUUGUCUGCUACUGUUGGCACAGCACCAGGUAGAAGCUGACUGCCUCAUGUCUUACUUGGCAUUUGCCCCCAAUCACGAGGUGCAGGUGAUAUGAGCGUACAUCAGAAACCGUGAUGUAAAUAGAGUUGUACCUGUUUUGUUUAAUUUCUGAAUAUUGAGUUUGUUACAGUAGCUUGCAGAGAUACUAAGUUUGUUAUUUUGAUGAAUGACAAAAUAAAGCUCUAUUGUGGACCUCU
Myripristis murdjan (pinecone soldierfish) is the source of this 1839-nucleotide messenger RNA. RefSeq names its product calmodulin 2a (phosphorylase kinase, delta) (gene calm2a). The record is from RefSeq and is a predicted model, not a curated record. NCBI's taxonomy places the organism in Eukaryota, Metazoa, Chordata, Actinopteri, Holocentriformes, Holocentridae. Gene Ontology annotation, cellular component: myosin II complex. Gene Ontology annotation, molecular function: calcium ion binding. The transcript has 6 exons. The coding region runs from base 141 to 590 and encodes 149 amino acids.